AUGCCUCCCGCCGCCCCGUCUGUCGCCCGGAGCCGGGAGGGAGGAGGGAGUCGGACAGCGGCGGCUGCUCUUCCUCCCCGGAGUGCGCGGCGGACCCUCCCGCGCCCUCUCGCGCUCUGCCUUGGCCUCUGCCUGGCUACGGCCGUAGCCAUUGCACUGCCCGGUUUGUCGCUGAGGAUAUCACAGUGAUGUCUGCAUUCAACCUGCUGCACUUGGUGACAAAGAGCCAGCCAGUGGCCCUGCGAGCCUGUGGGCUGCCCUCAGGGUCAUGUAGGGAUAAAAGGAACUGUAAAGUGGUCUUUUCCCAGCAGGAACUGAGGAAGCGGCUGACACCCCUACAGUACCAUGUGACUCAGGAGAAAGGGACUGAAAGUGCCUUUGAAGGAGAAUACACACAUCACAAAGAUCCUGGAAUAUAUAAGUGUGUUGUCUGUGGGACUCCAUUGUUCAAGUCAGAAACCAAAUUUGACUCGGGUUCAGGUUGGCCUUCCUUUCACGAUGUGAUCAGUUCGGAGGCCAUCGAGUUCACGGACGAUUUCUCCUACGGGAUGCACAGGGUGGAGACAAGCUGUUCUCAGUGUGGUGCUCAUCUCGGGCACAUUUUUGAUGAUGGACCUCGCCCAACCGGCAAAAGAUACUGCAUCAACUCGGCAUCCUUGUCCUUCACCCCUGCAGACAGCAGCGAGGCAGAAGGAGGCAGUGGCAGAGAGAGCGGCAGCCCAUCGGCAGCAGACAGAGCUGAGCUGUAGGAUCACGGGGAGAGGUGGAAACAAAGUGUACUUAAUACCCAGCUGAUCAAAAACCCCAAAACGGUUUAUCUUAACAGAGCUAUUUUUUCAGAAGCUAUAAGGGCAGUUUACGCUGUUGCAACUCUUCUCUCUUUUUUGUCCAGACGGGAAUUCUGCCCAUCUAUGUAUCCUGCUAUUGACUAGGUCCAGAGA
This is a messenger RNA of Acomys russatus (golden spiny mouse), 941 nucleotides long. It is a transcript of the gene Msrb3, whose product is annotated as methionine sulfoxide reductase B3. The transcript has 7 exons. Gene Ontology annotation, molecular function: peptide-methionine (R)-S-oxide reductase activity. The coding region runs from base 189 to 749 and encodes 186 amino acids. Gene Ontology annotation, cellular component: cytoplasm. Gene Ontology annotation, biological process: protein repair; response to oxidative stress. NCBI's taxonomy places the organism in Eukaryota, Metazoa, Chordata, Mammalia, Rodentia, Muridae. The record is from RefSeq and is a predicted model, not a curated record.